Messenger RNA from Penicillium verhagenii, 1509 nucleotides. RefSeq lists its product as uncharacterized. The transcript has a single exon. The coding region runs from base 1 to 1509 and encodes 502 amino acids. The record is from RefSeq and is a predicted model, not a curated record. Lineage: Eukaryota; Fungi; Ascomycota; Eurotiomycetes; Eurotiales; Aspergillaceae.
AUGGAGGAGCCACAAUCCACAGGUCCUGAAGUGACUUCGCCGACAGUUCGGUCCUCAUCACCUUCACCCUCGAUUCCUGCCACCCCGGCCAUCUCUUCAUACUCCUCGCCUGACCGCACUUUCUCCUCCGGCUCCUCCCACUCUGUCUCUUCCGCGACCUCUGCCGAUGCCAGGUCGACCGUCUCAACUUCUUCCCGUCGCCAUGGAUACACUCGUGCGCUCGGUGCUGAGUUCGCCGAGUCAGCUCGGCACCGAGACAGCGUUAUGAGUCUGGGCAGCAUCGCCCAUUUACAAUACUAUUUUGCUCGCACGGGACUGCUGGACGGGAAGACGGGCCGAGGCAAGGAGGCUAAGAAAAAGAAUGGCGAGAAUGUGCCCCGAUUGUUGAUCACCCCAAAUGAGGGUCAUAUCGAUGAUUUCGUCGCCAGUCCGUCUGAUAUGAACGAGUCGCCAGAAUUCGAUCCCAAUGAUGAUGAGGAGGUCAUGUUGCCUCCUACGGUCAGUACCUACAGUAUUAAAACACAUCAUAUCCCACCCCCGCCAAGCCUGAUCACACUACGUCGGGAUCUACAAGUCGCGCUAGAAAAAGCAGACAGCAAUAUCCAGGCCAUUGAGGAGGGGGCCGAGCCUCGAACUCGCGAAUCAUUUCGAGCCAGUCUUUCUCCCGGAGAUGUCCCUGACACAGAGGAUGACCCGGCGCGACAAAUCCCAACACCACAGACAAAAGAAGAAGCCCAGGGCAUGUGCAUCUUGGAUGAUGUGACGAUGGCAAUUCGCGCCGCCAAAAUCUACUAUACUACCCAUCCGUAUCCAGACCGCCUGGCAUCUCUGAAAAGUGAGCGCGAGAUCCGAAAGGACCUCUUCCACGUCUUGGACGUCCUGAAACGGUGGGCGGCCCGUCACUUUGCCUGUGGGUUGCGGCCUGAGGAACGCGAUGUAAUUCAAGGAUGGAUUUCUGGGGUCCGAACCAUGCUAGUCCGGGAGAAGGCUCUGGAAGACUUAGAGGCCCAAGAACGAGAAAACUGGGACUGGGCCCAAGGCGACUGGACUGGACGAGAGCGGUCCCGUGAGGAAUCUUUCCUCCGCAGCUUGAUGCCAGAGGGUCAUACGUUGCCGGAGUGGACUCCGAUCGAGGAUGAUGCCACUAUCGAGAGCCUCCCUACUCCGUUUCUUGAGCACUUCAGGGACGGUCGCAUCCUGGUUCAGUUACACAACAUCGCUGUUAAAAAGUCUAACCGCCAAUUUGGUGAAAUCAAAACAUACCAUGAGGACAUUGCGAAGCCGUAUCGACAGGCCGACAACCUGCGAUUUUGGAUCAAGGCUGCAGAGUUGCGGUGGGAGCUGCGGUUCCAAGUGGAUGUGAUGGGUGUGGUGCAAGCCACUAGUGAUGCAGCCUGGAGGCAGUUCGACAACGCAUUGUUGGCCUGGUGCAGGACGGUCCGUGAGGAGCUGAUCCGAGAUUGGCAAGCAGCCAAUCCUGGACGGCCUCCAAGUGCUGGUCUGAUCUAG